Molecule: messenger RNA, 941 nt
Organism: Rhodamnia argentea
Lineage: Eukaryota; Viridiplantae; Streptophyta; Magnoliopsida; Myrtales; Myrtaceae
Product: ADP-ribosylation factor 1-like 2
Exons: 7
Coding region: 83-664 (193 amino acids)
Biological process (GO): vesicle-mediated transport; intracellular protein transport
Cellular component (GO): cytoplasm
Molecular function (GO): GTP binding; GTPase activity
Source: RefSeq, a predicted model, not a curated record
UGCUGCGGCUCUUCGGAACCAUCGACUCGUUGCCGUCUCCGAACGCCGACCUGAUCGACCUUGACCGGAGGAGGCAAAUACUAUGGGUCAAGCCUUUCGCAAGCUCUUCGAUAGUUUCUUCGGCAACACCGAGAUGCGGGUUGUGAUGCUUGGCCUGGAUGCAGCUGGUAAAACCACCAUACUCUACAAAUUGCACAUUGGAGAAGUAUUAUCAACUGUCCCUACCAUCGGUUUCAAUGUGGAGAAAGUACAGUAUAAGAAUGUCAUAUUCACAGUUUGGGACGUUGGUGGGCAAGAGAAACUCAGACCUUUGUGGAGGCACUACUUUAAUAAUACGGAUGGGCUGAUCUAUGUUGUUGAUUCACUGGAUAGGGAGAGAAUUGGAAGGGCCAAAGCAGAAUUUCAGGCUAUUAUCAAUGAUCCUUUCAUGCUCAACAGUGCCAUCCUGGUGUUUGCGAAUAAACAAGACAUGAAAGGAGCCAUGGCACCAAUGGAAGUGUGUGAAGGCUUGGGUCUCUUUGAUCUUAAGAACAGAAAAUGGCACAUACAGGGGACUUGUGCACUCAGGGGAGACGGGCUUUAUGAGGGCUUGGACUGGUUAUCAGGAACCCUAAAGGAGAUGAGAGCGGCUGGGUUCUCUUCUGUUGGAACCUCAUCCUUCUAGUAGUUAAGGUCUGCAAAAUGAUAAUCUGACAUUCCUGUAGUUGCUCAUUGGAAGUCACUGAAGAGCUUUCUCUGAAUUUUUUCGGUCAUUAAAAGGUGAAUGAAGCUUGCUUAUUCCUCGCCUCGUGUAUUGUUGGAAUUCAGUAGUCCCGUGUACUUCUCAUAUGCAAAGCCACUAUCAGGUUGCUGAAUUGUAUACCCUUGACUAAUCAGGGAUUUGGACAUACCGUAGAUGCUUUUUACUGUGUAUAUUUUGUAUAAACUCUCUCUCUCUCUCU